AUGUUUGCGGACGAUCUAACUAUGCUAUCACGUAUGAAAUCUGGACUGGACAAAAUGUUACGAUGUGCUUCGGAAUACAGUAACAAAUGGAGAUUUACAUUUAAUGCUACGAAAACGGUAGUUUUAACGUUUGGUGAAAGCUAUCGGGAACGUAGUGUAAAUCGCAGCAUUAGAGAUUGGCAUCUUGGGUCACGAGUUAUUUUGGAAAAGGAAUGUUGGUUCAAUCUUGGAAAAAUAUGGCAUGUAAAUAAGGAUUCGUCUGCAUUCGUUUCCAAGGCUGUUACCAGAGGAAGAGAAUCCGGAAUGGUUUUAAUGAAAAUGGGAGCUCGAUAUGGAGGAUUAAAUCCUAUAAUCUCAGUUCAGUUAUGGAAGCGGAUUGGUAUCCCAAAGAUGUUGUACGGUUCCGAGCUCUGGCAAUUGAAUUGUAAUGACAUUGUUGAACUGGAAAAAGUGCAAAAUACUACGGUGCGUAUUAUACAGGGGUUAUUACCUGGAAUAUCAGGGUCUGCUGCGAGAGGGUUGCUGGGCUUACCACCAAUCGAAGCUGAAGUCUAUAAACGGAAAUUGUAUUUUCUGGGACGACUUAUACUAAUGAGUCAUGGUGUUCCGUGCAGAAAGAUCUUCCUCAUGAGAUUAAUACGUUGGAAGUGGAACCAUACAAACACCUUAAAAGGAUUCAUUCCAAAUAUUGUACGAAUUCUUUUGAAAUAUGAUCUCAUGGACUUUCUAACAGGGUAUAUUUUAUCCGAUCAAUUUCCAAGCAAAUCUGCAUGA
This is a messenger RNA of Paramuricea clavata, 774 nucleotides long. The record is from the annotation of a GenBank genome assembly. NCBI's taxonomy places the organism in Eukaryota, Metazoa, Cnidaria, Anthozoa, Malacalcyonacea, Plexauridae.